This is a messenger RNA of Pleuronectes platessa (European plaice), 3986 nucleotides long. It is a transcript of the gene cobll1b, whose product is annotated as cordon-bleu WH2 repeat protein-like 1b. The record is from RefSeq and is a predicted model, not a curated record. NCBI's taxonomy places the organism in Eukaryota, Metazoa, Chordata, Actinopteri, Pleuronectiformes, Pleuronectidae. Gene Ontology annotation, molecular function: actin monomer binding. Bases 332 to 3406 code for a protein of 1024 amino acids. The transcript has 14 exons.
AGGAUCAGAGAGAGAGGGAGAGAGAGAGAGAGAGAGAGAGAGAGAGAGAGAGAGACGCCCCCCACUUCUCCACAUCUCAGUCUCGGAUGCACCGAGGGAAAAAAAGUUGUGUACGAUCAUGUGAGGAGGGAAAAUGAUUUAGAUGUGUUGGAGUGUGGGGUUCAGAGUCAGGAGGAGCACACAGGCAAAGAGACACACCGCACCACACUGCAAUGCGCUGCGUAAAGGCGCAAAGACAGAGGACUUGAACGGAAAUAUGGAUCAUUCAUCCAAACACAACGUGUGCGCAAAAGGCUCCACAACACAACUCGCCCUGCCUGUGUGAACACUGAUGGAAGUGGACAACUGCAUCGACCACCGACUGCAUUCAUGUCCGAGGGAUUUUGAGAAACCUAUGAGUUUCGUCAUGGAUGAUCACGGAUCCCUGCCCCAUCCACGGAGCUCAGCUCUGAGGGUGUCGACCAAAAGCAAGGCACCGUCCCCACCAGGACUAAAGGAUCUGGAUUCCCCAGGUUUCUCUCAGUGGUACCCGGGAAACCCUCAUUUAACCAUGGACCAGAAAGAGAACCUCAUCGAUAAGGACCUCUCUCUGGUUGUGGUUUUGCCUGGGGGAAUAGAAAAGAUGACCACAGUCCACGGCAGCAAACCCCUAAUGGAUCUGCUGGUGAUGCUUUGUGCAACGUAUCACCUGAACCCAUCGAGCCACACCUUAGAGCUGGUCACCGCCAACAGGAACAACAUCAAGCUCAAGCCCAACGCUCUCAUAGGAACUUUAGAUGCAGAAAAGAUUAUACUCAAACCUAAAGGCGAAGAUAAAAAUAAGAAGACAAGUCCUCAAAUGCCCGAGGCAACAGUUCGGAUGGUGAUAAACUACAGGAAGACCCAGAAAACGAUACUGCGAGUUAAUCCCAGAGUUCCCUUGGUCCAGCUGUUACCAGCGAUAUGUGAGAAAUGUGAAUUCGCCCAAGAGACCACAGUCCUGUCGAGAGAUGUCCAAUCGCUUGCCCCGCUGGACUUGACCAGUUCUCUUAAUGACUAUGCAUUAAGGGAGGUUUAUGCAAGAGACACAAAAGGCAUACCUGGUUCUCCUGUGUGUCCAGCCUCACCAGCUCAUACAGGAAUGGUCAUGCCCGGCAAAGCUAAGAAUCAGAAGGAGAAGGAAAACAAAGGCCUCUUCAGCAAGUUUAGAAAAAGCAAGAAGAACUCUGACCAGGCCACGACGGCCAGUGCCCCGGCUUCUCCGGUGCUCGUGAGCAAGCCCCGACCUCUCAGCAUGGCCUUACCCAGCACCAACACGUCUCCGCUCAGCUCUCCACUGAGCCCCACCGACGGGCCCAAGAAGAGACGUGCUCCCCUGCCUCCGGUCUUUUCGUUUCAGGGCGCCGCCUCGAACCUCAGCGCCCCCCGGAGAAUCGACUCUGAACCCAACACCCAAGUGGACGGUGACCAGGCGGCUGGUUUAAGUCGGGGGUCAUCGGCGGAGUCUUCCCUGAAGAGGACCAAACGCAAGGCCCCCCCGCCCCCCAAAUCCCCGGGUGCUGUCCUCCCAGAGACGGUUCCUGUCGAUGAAAAUGAGCAAGGAGGUGCAGCUGCCAACACACUGGAGGAGAUUAUGGAGCAGGAGGAGACGACUCCCUCGGUAAUGUCUGCAGCCGCCAGUGACACCCAGGGAGAGGACGGCAGCCUCAGUGAGUCCGCCGAUGUUUCGCUGCAGUCUCCGGCCGCAGACACUGAGAUACCGGUCCCAGUGCCGAUGGAGGGCAGUGAGGAAGAUCAGACCCGUGAUCUGUCCUCAGAUGGCAAUAAACUGCAGAGCACAGUGGAUAUUCCUGCAGCACUCAGUGAUGUGACGACAACGGCUGACACAGACCCAUCUGAGCUGGCAGGUACAAGCGAUGGUCCAGGUAGAGUUGAAACUGUAAUCCAACAGCCAAUCUGUGAAGAGUCUACGGCUCAAGCCGUUGAGGGGGAUGGCGGCACUGAAGCCGUCAGCGUCUCUCCGCCUGUGAUGCAGGAGGCAGAAGCACAGGCCUCCGCUCAGGCAAACACUGAAACCCUCGGGGAGCAGGCUGACAGGUUGGGGAGCCCGGUGGCCAUCAGCACAUCACGCCCCGCUGGAGAGGACGCCGAAGUGCAAACAGAUUUCACACCGUUCCCUCCACCUCCACCACCACACACAGAGGAAGUUCCCUCUGCAGCUGACCCGCCCUGCGUCGAAUCAUCGGGGAAGCAAGAAAUGGCCACUUUGACGGGGGAGCUGGACCUGCCUGACCUCGAGAGACGCACCUUAUCCGACAUCCCGGAGACCUCGUCGCCUCAGGAGUCAGAGCCAAGUGCCCCUGCCGCAACGAAGGCAGCUAAUAUUUAUGCCACAGACUCUGAGCCAAAGCCCAAGCCUUCCAAUGAGCUGACAAGGGACUACAUCCCCAAGGUGGGAAUGACAACGUAUACCAUCGUGCCUCCGAAAUCUCUGGAGAAGCAGAGAUAUUUUGAAGUUGCUCUGACACUGGAGAUGCCCCCCCCAGCUCCAGAAGAGGGACUUGAUAUUGGUUCUCUUCAGCUGGAGGAGAGCACAGCACCAAGGGACCAGACGGCGGACUCAAAGGAAAAAGGCGAGCUGCACCCGACUGCACCCAGGGAAGACUUACUGACUAGCACUGCUACUGCCCAAGACACUGUUAAUGGAGGUGCACCUGAAUCUACUCCUUCCCCUGAAAAGAUGUCACCCCUUGCUAAUGGGGCGUCUCAAACGGGUUCACCAACAGAGGUCAAGGAGAUGAAAAUUCCACCCGCAACUAAACCUAAGCCCGGUUCUUUCCGCUUGACACAGCAUAAAAAAACACCUGGGUAUUAUGUAACUUCAGCAGCAGAGAAAAGAAUUAGCACCAGUCCUGGCUAUGGCCAGAGGGAGGCUCCGGGAGGUGUAGACAGAGCAGUGUCAUUACCACCUCCUCCCUCACCUCCUGCGCAGUGUCAAGAGGAGACGACGGGGACCAGCAACGUCCAGCUGAGCCCGAAAGGGGAAGACAAGAAUGCAGCCAUCAUGCGUAUGACAAGGCAGAGCAGUUUGCCUUGUAAAGAGCCAAGUUUGGGGCUGAGCUUGGAAAAGUUGAGAAGCUUCGCAGCCGCCAGGCCCUACGCUCCUGUAAACCCGUCCCGCUUUGCCCAGGCUGUGACCUCUGCAGUGAAACGGAGCCAGUCCUUAUCCCAUGGACCAAAGUCACCUCAGUCGCCACCGAUCUCUCCGAUUACACAUCGCGCGGCAGCCGUAGAGACAAAAGGAUCGUCUCAGCUCAAGGACGAGGAAAACAAAGACAGUGACAAAGACGCCCUUCUACAGGGAGCAGAGGGUGAAGCACCAACUGUUAGUGGGAUUGUUGGAAUGGAAGGAGAGAGCGGUCCAUAGCAGUGCCUUGAAUCCUCUGACGAUCUAUCAUCUACUGAGUAGCUUAUCCUGUUGAGUUCUCCCGAACCCUUCACCCCACGACACAGAAGCGGGAACUGUCUUUUCUUUUACCUCUGCAAUGGUGUACAUAAAACUAUGUAUUUUGAAAAAAUGAAUAAUUGGUGUAUAUCGGUUUAUUUCUCACUCACCAUUAAGUACUACACCAGGGCUGACUUGCAUAUUUUCCUGCCUCGCUUUUAUUUUGUGUGACGAAGAAUAUCUUGCAUUUGAUGCAUUUCGGUUUGUGUGGGAACAAGAACGUUAAAUGAGAACGAUUCUAUAAAUUAUUUGAAUGAUUUUCAAGAGUUGUAAUAUUAUUGGAUUUAUUCAGAUAACGUGCUAUCUAAAAAAAAUACUGGAUGUAUAGGACAGAACAGGUCUGAGCCUAAGGUACUUAAAUGCUCCUUAGAUUAUACAGUAAAAUCUAUAUUUAAGUAUUACAGAGUUGUGAUUAAACUAUGCAGACGGACACUGUUGUGCACAGCCAACCUGUUGUUCUUGUCAAGCACAAUUGUUAUGAAUAAAGUUUUUUUUUUCAGGA